This is a messenger RNA of Brassicogethes aeneus, 1926 nucleotides long. The record is from the annotation of a GenBank genome assembly. NCBI's taxonomy places the organism in Eukaryota, Metazoa, Arthropoda, Insecta, Coleoptera, Nitidulidae.
CUUCAUUGUAUACAAUUGUUAAACGUCAAAAUGACUUAAAUAAGUACGAUGAAUAAAAAAAUGGUAAUUAAAUGAAAAUAUGGAUUCCACUUAUGAGCUUCUUAUGCAAGCCAUUUAUGACAAAGAUGUACAGCUGAUAUACUGUAUUAACAGAGGAAUCAAUGUAAAUAAAAUAUGUUCCAACGGUAUGACCCUGAUUGGGGCAGCAGCACAGACUGGAAAUUUGACAAUACUUAAGUUGUUGAUUGACUUUCACAAUUGCAUUACAUCCAAGGCGAGCUUGCAGGAUAUAAGAAAUGAAAAUAGACCUGGAAAGCCUUUUAAUUUGCAGCUGGAUAGUGGACAACAGAAGAGAAAUAUUGGGUAUUUCAUUGUGUGUAGGGAUAUGGAUGAAAAUGAGUUUGGAGAUGGGCCUACUCCUGAUGGAAUGGAGGCUUUAGAAUGGGAUAUGGAAGUCAACUCCUCUGACAUUACAGAAGAAGAACCCAACGACGACGGACAAGUAAACUUGUACCGAUGGUACGCGAACAUCCUGAACCGAACAUCGGUAAUCCUCGAGUCGCCCGAAUACGACAUCGGCCGUCUCGAUCGCCACGGCCAAAGCGUGCUGCACUACGCCGUAAACAGCGGAAACAUCGAGAUGGUCGAACACCUCAUGACCACCUUCGAGAAAGAUUUGCACGUCAAUUUGACGGACGCGUGCGGCCUGUCGCCGCUGCACAUCGCGUCCGCCAACGGCGAUUUGGAGAUGGUGAGGUGGCUGGUGAGGAAAUGCGCCAAGGUAAAUUAUCUGGGCGGCAGGAUGCGCCAGAGUGCCUUGCACAUGGCCGCGCGUGGCAACCAUGUCGGAGUCAUGGAGAUUCUUAUUGAUGCAGGUGCAAACGUGAACAUCAUAGACGUCGAAGAAAAAUCCGCCCUAACCACCGUAGCCCGCAACGGCUUCGUAGAAGGCGUUGAAAUCCUCGUCAGGGCGGGCGCCAAGGUGAACCACGAGGACUUGGAGGGCGUGACCGCCCUGCAGUACGGCGUGUGGGCGGACGAGGCGGGCAUUGUCAAAAUUCUAGUCGAGAGGGGCGCAAGAGUGAUCCCUUCGCAUUAUUUGCUACACGUGGCCGUCUCGAAUAGUAACAGCGAGUGCGUUAAGGCGCUGGUCAAAGGUGGCGCUAUCGUCAAUUUUAAGGAUGAGAGGGGAUUUACUCCUCUCAUGUUGGCGUGUUCGAGGAAACAUGUGGAAAUGGCGAGACUGUUAAUAGACCUGGGCGCAGACGUUAACACAGCAAGUCACAUCGACGGCAAAACCGCGCUACACGUCUGCGUGCAAGACGUGCGCGAGCAACGCAGCGCAAACGCGCUCAUCGAGCUACUGAUCGACCACGGAGCCGACAUGAACGCAUCCAGUUACCAGGGCACGGUCCUCUUCUACUCCAUCAUCCUCGAAAACCGCAGCGCCUCGAUGGCCGUCAUACGCCACGGCGCCGAGGUGAACCUGCGCGACGAGCGCGCGUACGUGGACAAUUUGAGUUUGGCGAAGCGCCACGGGAAUUUAGAGCUAGUGAAAAUGUUGGUGUUCGGCGGGUUCCGCAUGACCGACAUGUCCGUCGAAUUGGACAAGCUAAGGACGCGACAGGACGAUGCGGCGUACGAUUUUUUGACGCACGUCAAAAGCAACGCGCUGAGUUUGAAGGAGAUUUGCCGGAUUUCGAUACGCAGCGAGAUGGGCGCCAAAAAUUUGAUCAAACGGAUCAAGUUGCUGCCGUUGCCGACAACCGUGCAGCACUAUUUGUCCCUAAAUAUUCUGUAAGCUAUAGUGUGUUCAGCGAAUGGAAAAUUCUGAAAGAUGUUUGUUUGCUUGUAUUCUCAAUUAUUUAUGACAACAAGCAAAUUAUUUUUUCCCGAUUUUUUCAUUUAAAAUCAGUAAAUAUUUUU